UAAAACAUAUUUUGAUUCAGCAAAGGAUAAAACAAAGACAAUUGUUCAUAAAAAAUCACAACCAAAUUAACUCCAAAAUGGCCAAAUCUCCUCUCUCCCUCUUUAUCCUCUCCAUAUUAUUCUUCUCAAAUCUCCCAAUUUCAGAAUCCAAAUACACAUCUCUCAUCUACAAGACUUGCAAGAACAUCUCCAAGGAAGAUCCAAACAUCUCAUUCAACUUCUGCUCCACCUCUCUCCAAUCCCGCUCCGGCCGUGGCGCCGAUAAUCUCCGCAGCCUAGGCCUCUUCUCCAUCGUCCUCCUCCGCCGCAACGUGACCAACACGCGCCACCGGGUUGAAUGGCUGCUGGGAUAUAAAAGGUUUGAUCCGUUCGUUAAGGCGUGUUUGGAUGACUGUUUGGAGCUUUACUCCGACGCGAUCCCGACGGUGAAGCGGGCUGCGAGGGAUUACGUAGCGAAGCGGUAUGACGAUGCCAACUCGGGGAUCAGUGCGGCGAUGGACGCCGCGACGACAUGUGAGGAUGGGUUCAAGGAGAAGAAAGGGGUGGUUUCUCCAUUGACUAAGAGGAAUGGGGAUGCUUUUGAAUUGGGAGCCAUUGUUCUUGCAAUUAUGAGUUUGCUUCAGUGAAUUAUGAAGAGAUUAAUUGGAGUAGAAAGUUUUAAGA
Momordica charantia (bitter melon) is the source of this 663-nucleotide messenger RNA. RefSeq names its product putative invertase inhibitor. Gene Ontology annotation, molecular function: enzyme inhibitor activity. The record is from RefSeq and is a predicted model, not a curated record. Lineage: Eukaryota; Viridiplantae; Streptophyta; Magnoliopsida; Cucurbitales; Cucurbitaceae.